CAAAUCCUUUUCCAGAUUCACAACAUGACAGCUACACAGUUCAAGUUCAUCUUUCACGCACCAGCACAUGCAGUUGAGGCAUGUAAGAAGGCAAUCUUUGCAGCCGGCGCCGGUCGCUAUCCCGGUCCUGGAAACUACACGGAGUGUUGUUGGACAACUCCGGGCACUGGCCAAUCCAGACCAGGCGACACAGCGAGUCCCCACGUUGGCAAAGUCGGUGCUUUGGAAACGGUACCGGAGAUGAAGGUUGAGACGAUUUGUAUUGGAGAAGAAGUUACUAGAAAAGUUGUUGAAGCUUUGAAGCUGUGAGUUCAUGCGGGUCCCACGUGUUGGUGUGAAUUCGACUGAUGAUGUAGUGCCCAUCCUUAUGAAGAAUCUUCAUACAGCGUGUGCAGAAUGGAGGACUUUCGAGGUUGAGAUUGGAACAAUUCGUCGACGAGACUAGGAGACAUCAUCUGGUUAAAAGUUUAGGAAUUAUGUGGAGAGAAUUAAUUGGCGAUAUUUGACGGAUAUUUCAUUGCUCAUCUUUCUGUUCCGAAUGACUGGUGGAAUUCAGUUAGCCGUGAGAAAUACGGUCUUUCGAAGUGAUAUGAGGAUCUUUCGGUAUCUACUCAGGCCCGUCAGACCAGGAAAGAAUUUCUUGGUCUGUUGAACAGAGUUCGGGUAGUUUUGGACCUACUCUCACUGUUUAUAAAAGCAAAGUUCAAGGCGGUUUUAAUGAUAGCCAGUCGUCCCAAUCCAGUUUCAUGAGGUACUUAUCCUGUGAAGCUCGGCGAAAUAAAAGUCCGACCCCUGUAAAUUCAAAAAACCUCCCGAGUCCACCCCAGAGGGAAAUACGACGCCGCAUAGAUUCUAUCGUACUUCUCCAGCCAAAGAUCAUGCCGCUGAAAAUCCCAAAGCAGCUGGCGCUCAUCGCCACAAGAGCUUCGGCGCAGCGGCAGAUGAAUGCUGUCGUGGUGUCCUCGGGUCUUAUGAAUAAGACGGUAAAGGUGCGCAUCGGAGUACAAAAAUGGAAUAAACAUAUCCAAAAGGUUUGUCUUGAUUCUUGCUCUCGUAUGAAUUGCUAGCCUCAAUUAGAUUCUGCAGAAAAAGCAUUGGCUUCUGACCCUGCCCCGAGCUUUUUCUCCUCAAUCCAUCUGCUAGUCAAGCAAUAGACAAAUGCUAACUCUCUCAGGAUUUCAACCACACACAACACCUCCUCGUCCACGACCCCGCUUCCUCCCUUCGAACUGGCGACAUAAUAAGCAUAUCCUCCGGCUGGCGCGUAAGCAAGAACGUUCACCAUGUCGUACGAAGUAUAAUAGCACCCUUCGGAGAGCCAAUUGAGGGCCGUCCACCAGUACCCACGGAGGAAGAAAGAAUAGCAGAGAGGGCACGAAAGAAGAAAGAGAAAGAGGAACGAAAGAGAGCCCGGAACGGGGGAAAGGUCAAAGAACCUGUGCAGAAGCCAGAACCUGUUGUAUUGACUGAGGAGGAGAAAAUGGCAAGAGCUAUCAAGAGGGGGCCUUCAAAGACUUGGCUGAAGAUGUGUGAGGAUCGUGGAAGACCUUGGAUUUAUAGGACGGAGAAGGCGCCAGAGAAGGAGAUGAAUGUUUCAUGAGCUUAGUGAUCCGGGUCGGAAAAGGUUGGGGGGGGGAUAUGUACCACCUCUAUAUGUACAAAAACGGAGUUUGGGGCAUGAUAUUGCUGUAUCAUAUGGUGGAAAAGCAUUAGAGGGCUACGCAUCACUCGGCACUCGGAGAGAUGAGUACUGAUGGCCAUCUAUUCUAUACAAUUUCGAUCAUCUUCAUCACAUCUUGGAAAUUCCUGCUAUGCGACCGUGUUCACCAAGUGGUGUUCUGGAGACUCUUUUAUACAUGGUCGUCACUCUCCCCCACCUACCGGCAUCAGUACUCGAGCUACAUUGGACAUCCGAUCUGGGCUUGGUGUUUCAAUAAUAUCCUUGGGACUCUGGUAAUGAUUCUUCUUUUUGCAGUUACGGAGUACCAUUGCGAAAAAAUCAAACCAUUUUCCGAGCCUGACGUAGCUACUUUGCAUGGGUAAACAACCCAAUUAGCUCAUCGCUUUAUACACCACAGCAUUUUUAAGCCCAUUCUCAUUCUCACAUCAACG
Messenger RNA from Hymenoscyphus albidus, 2112 nucleotides. NCBI's taxonomy places the organism in Eukaryota, Fungi, Ascomycota, Leotiomycetes, Helotiales, Helotiaceae. The record is from the annotation of a GenBank genome assembly.